Messenger RNA from Chenopodium quinoa (quinoa), 3897 nucleotides. RefSeq names its product transcription termination factor MTEF1, chloroplastic-like. Gene Ontology annotation, molecular function: double-stranded DNA binding. The transcript has 2 exons. Gene Ontology annotation, biological process: regulation of DNA-templated transcription; chloroplast organization. The record is from RefSeq and is a predicted model, not a curated record. The coding region runs from base 2271 to 3485 and encodes 404 amino acids. Gene Ontology annotation, cellular component: chloroplast. Lineage: Eukaryota; Viridiplantae; Streptophyta; Magnoliopsida; Caryophyllales; Amaranthaceae.
UGUUGCCACACUCCUUAAGUCCCUAGUGCUUCCUUAAUUAGUUUUGUCUCAUAGUGCUGCUCCUUGUACUGGGUUUAUUACAAAAUAUAAUCAGAUAUACGCUUAUUCUCAAAUCUUCUUGAAUAAUCAAGAAUAUUGUAUCUUACUACCCGAUUCCUGAAUAAUUCCACUAACCAAAUGAGCCCUAUUAUUAUAGAGGGAUGGAGGGAAUGUUUAACUUUCUAUUCAUUCUGUUAGUCAGUUGCCUCAUCAGCAAGGUGGCUGUGAUUCAAUUGCGUUUUACAAAGACACCAUAUUUUGUUUGGUUUGCUUUCCUGGAAAAGAAAUGUCUGCAAUUUAGUGAUAUUUGCUUAAAGAUUUGGAAAUCACUGUGGACCUGUGGCUGAUCUCGCCUAUUUUUGCAGAUAUUGGUUUCUAUAAUCUGUGACUGUUUUGCUGGGCUCUUCUUGCCUAUUUUUCCUUUUUGGAAUGUGGUAUCACUGUCCUAUUUCUAUUAGAAAGUGUGAGCCUUUGCUGGUUUUCCCUAGUUGUUUGUAAAAGGACCAAUUACGUAUACUUUUAGUAAGAGUUUUUGCUAGAAUAAGCUAGCUAGCAAUAAAUCAUAGUCAAGGGAGGAUUCAAAGUCUUAUCCGAAUGUACUGAGGAAAUAUUGUUUCGUUUGUGAAUUUCUCCUGUUAGAAAAUUCAUUUGUGAAAUGCUCCUGUUUGCAAUCUCGUUUAUGAUUAGAAAUUGGCAAAUUGAACCUAUUUUUCUCUCUCCUUAUUUGCAACCCUAUUCCAACCUAAGCUAUCUAUAAAUGGCCUAAUUGCUUCUUGCAGGCUGUGUUCCUGUGUAGUUCUAAACUUCUAAUGUACUGCUAGAUCUGCCUAUUUACCAUCUGUAUUUAAUAUUUUAAAGCUGAGGGUUUAUAUUUUUUGUUGCAUUUAGAAUUCAAGUUACAAUUAUCAAGAACUUGAAGAUUUUGUUUGAUUAAGGCCUGGUGCUGAAUUGCUGAAUCUCUGACUGUGUUAGCUUUCUCUUUUUAAGCUUUAUUGUUUUUGUGACUGUUGCUUCUUCUGCACUUUCAGUUUUAUUAACCUUCUCUCUUUUUGUUUCUGUGUGAUGCUGUAUGUUGCUCCUUCAAUUAACUUAGAUUUCUCUUUCAUCUCUUGUAUACAGAUUAAACUGAUGCAUAUGAUCUAACUGACCAGUUACAAUCCAAAUUUCGUCAGGGGUCAGACUGUGGGAGAAAAUCAUGAUAUGUAAGAAUUUUUUUGAGAAGGCUGCUAAGGAUUGAGUCGUGAUCAUUGAUUCCUUGAUUAAAGAUACUUCAAUGGUGCAACGAUGCACCUUUAACUUGAUUAGAUUUCUUUGCCUAACAAGUGAUGCUCCUAAUUUUUUAUGUUGAAGAAUUUGGUAAAGUAGAUGUGGGCUUUGGCGGAGAAUUGUCUAAAACUUGUCUAGGAAAUUUCUCCUUUAACUUGAUUAGAUUUCUUUGCCUAACUUAACUAUGAGUAUUGCAAAUUAUACGAAGUACUUUCUUUGUUUUUUUUUUUUAAUUACACUUUUGACUCUUUCAAAACUAUACCUAUCGGUUAGGGGAAAUCAUAACUAUUUCAAAACAAUAUCUUAUCUCUUGUAAAUGAUCUCAACACCACAUUUCUAGCAAUUUGUUUUGUUUGACAUGCUUAUUGGUUAGGAAGAUGUGUAAAACACUAUUCAAUUCGUUUCAUAAUAAUCCGAACUUUUUUAACAUCCAUUUUUAUACUUUCUCCGUUUUUUUAAUUGUAUCAUUUUCCUUUUUAGAAGUUGCAUAUUAUUUGUACCAUUUUUCUCUUUGAAAAAUUUCAUAUUAAUUACACCAUUUCUUAUGACGGAGUAUUUUUUUUUUCACUUUUUGGUCGUGUUAACACACGAAAUUCCCUAUUUAUCCUUAUUCACAUGUUAUAACAACCUCUCUUACUGUUUUAUGAUACUUUUAUUCCACCAUUUCUAUCUCCCAUUUGUCUUUUUUUUUUUUUGACAUAAACACUUUUAACAUAGUCCAUCUUUUACGCUUUUUCUUAAAUCCCGCCCCAAACCUAGGUAGUAUUUUUUAAGAAAGUCGGGAAUGUAUAUAAAAUAACAUACUACUUUCAUUACAUAUUAUAUAUAUACUGCUUAAAAGUUACACGUAACAUAUAACGGAUGUAAUCGAAGCAAUCCAGACUUCCAGAGUCCCAAAGCCCAAACUCCAGCCCUUAGGAACUACUCCCUAGUCAAUACUCCAGUUACAACAAACACAGGAAGGGAUGCUCAAAAUUCGCAGCAACUUCAAUGGCUACCAAGCUCUCAACUUCAUCCAUGGAUUCCGUCAUAUUCUACUCUACUCAACUUCAACAUCAUCUUCAUCUUCAAUCUCAACAGAAGUCAACUCUGAUUUCGCCAUUUACUUGGUUGAUUUUCUAGGGUUUUCCAAGCAACAAGCUCUUUCCACUUCCACUAAGCUCGCUCAAAAUCGCUUACGUCAAGGUAGGAAAAAGGUCAGUGAAUUCUAUUUCGUUGAAAAUGCCAAUUCUGUUAUCACAUUCUUCAAACAAAUUGGAUUGGAACAAUCUCAUAUUCGAAAUGCCGUUAUUUCUCAACCCCAAAUUUUGCUGUGUAAUGUUGAUAAAAACCUAAUUCCUAAGACCCAAGUUCUUCGUAAUUUGGGGUUUUCUGUGUCUGAUUUUUCUGAGCUUUUAAGGUUGAAUCCUUCUAUAUAUUUUAUGGGUUUACAUUCCAAUAUUGUUCCUGCAAUCCAAGCUUUGAGAGAAAUUAUGGGUUGUGAACGCCUAGUGAUUAGAUUUCUGAAGAAAAAGUGUCGUUGGAGGCCUUCUAGUGUUCCCAAUUUGUUGGUGCCUAAUAUAAAUUUGUUGCGGAGUUAUGGAAUUUCCAUUGAAUCAAUCCGGAAAUUCCUUGUUAGGUCACCAUCCCCGUUUUUUCGGAGAAUUGAGGUAUUGGAGAAUGCAGUGAUUAAGGUUGAAGAGAAAUUAGGGAUUUCUCGACUCUCUCCACAGUUCUUUUCCGGUGUCUAUUUAUUGACCUGUAAUAGUGAGAAGACUAUUGAGUCGAGACAAAAAGUGUUUAGAAGUUUUGGGUGGACUGAGUCUGAUGUUGCAACUCUUUCAUCAUCAAUUCCUUCUCUUUUGGCACUCUCUGAAGCUACCAUCAAGAAAAAGUUGGAUUUUUUUAUGAACAAGCUGGGUUAUGAGCCUAGUUUCUUGUCAAAGAGGUGGAACCUGUUAUCUUAUAGCCUGGAAAAGAGGAUUUUGCCUAGACAUAAGACUCUCAUUGUAUUGAAGGAGAAAGGUUUUAUUAAGAUGGAUUACCUUCUUGAAUCUUCCGUUUCAAUGACCGAGUCUCGAUUCUUGAAGAAGUUUGUACUACCAUUUAAGGAAGUCCAUGGAGUUUAUUCCCAACACGCAGGUAUUAGUUUGGAGUUGCUGACUCUAGGAUCAUCGAAAACAAAUUCCAAAGCUGCUUGAUGCUUGGGGUCAGACUGUGGGAGUAGAUCAUAAUGAGGAAGAAGCUUUUUGAGAAGGCUGCUAAGGAUUGCAUGAUUCGAGUCAUGAUAAUUGAUUCCUUGAUUAAAGAUACUUCAAUGGUGCAACGAUGCAAUUCGUAGCAACGACUUAAGAGGCAAGAUAAUUAUUUUAGAUAUGAUGAUGGAGACCAAUAGCGAGGACAACAUUUCCAUUUUUGCUGGAUGUGGAGAUGACAGUUAGUAUAUCAUUCCUCAUGGAGAUGAAGAAUCUUACCAUUGUAAGGAGUGAACUGUAUAGAAGAGGAAAUUGUCUCUUAUUUGCCUUGUUUUGUAAUGGAAAUGGUUUUAACUAUUUAAGUGUAAUUAACAUCUAUAUUAAUCCAAUCUCAUCUGAUCCAAGUGAUGUUCCUAAA